Messenger RNA from Argentina anserina (silverweed cinquefoil), 789 nucleotides. RefSeq names its product protein GLUTAMINE DUMPER 3. Lineage: Eukaryota; Viridiplantae; Streptophyta; Magnoliopsida; Rosales; Rosaceae. The coding region runs from base 82 to 627 and encodes 181 amino acids. The record is from RefSeq and is a predicted model, not a curated record. The transcript has a single exon. Gene Ontology annotation, biological process: regulation of amino acid export.
ACCCACAAUUCUCAUUUCCUCUUCACAUUAAUCUCUAUUCUUCCUCUCUUCGGAUCCCAGACCCCCACAAAACACAUUUCAAUGGCAGCAAGAGAGCCUUUUAACGUGACAGCCCGGUCACCCGCCCUGACAACUCAGAGGUCACCUUGGCAUUCGCCGGUCCCCUACUUGUUCGGCGGUUUAGCGGCCAUGUUGGGUCUCAUCGCCUUUGCUCUUCUCAUCUUAGCCUGUUCUUAUUGGAAGCUCUCAGGCUACCUCGAGAACAGCGAGAACGACGGCGAGCGAGACCUGGAGGCCGGCGAAGGAGGUAAAGGCGACGAAGCCCAGAAGGCCCCGCCGGUUUUCGAAGAGAAAAUAUUGGUGAUCAUGGCGGGCGACGCCAAGCCAACUUUCUUGGCCACCCCCAUUUCGAGCAGGUCAUCGUCUUUAGGUGACAGUUCGAGUACUAAUAGCACUACUUGUAGCUGCGGCAAGAGUGAGAAGUCGGUGGAAAUGGCCGAACAGUCGACUGAGACGACUGUGAAAUUGGAAACAAGUAGCGGCUCUGAAAAUGUUCAUCAUCAACAUGAGAACAACACCGAGGCGACGCAUGAGGCCUCAACAGAUCAGAGUCAUCAGACCAAUUAAUUUUUCAUCUUUUUUUUUUGUUUUUUGUUUUUUGGGUUCUGAAUCUCUUGUGAUUGUGGGUUUGGCUGUGAUCGGAAAGAGAGCUAGCUUGCAUGUUGUUCUUUUACACGGAAGCUGUAAAUUUAUUUUGAGGUGAAAUAGAAGAAUUCCCUAUUCUUCACA